AUGGAGCCCGGAGGCUCAAGAGCCGAUUUGAUAGAUUCGGUGCAGAUCCCAGUCUCCGAAAAGGAUCUUUACAACCAAGCCUGCGAAGAUGACCGGAUCGCAGCUGAAUCUUUAUCGAUAGCCCCAAAUCGAACGGCAGCGAAUUACGAAGAGAGCGUCGAUUGGAACACCGAGGAAUAA
Messenger RNA from Penicillium arizonense, 180 nucleotides. RefSeq lists its product as uncharacterized. NCBI's taxonomy places the organism in Eukaryota, Fungi, Ascomycota, Eurotiomycetes, Eurotiales, Aspergillaceae. The record is from RefSeq and is a predicted model, not a curated record. The transcript is spliced from 2 exons. The coding region runs from base 1 to 180 and encodes 59 amino acids.